Messenger RNA from Durotheca rogersii, 1034 nucleotides. RefSeq lists its product as uncharacterized. The transcript has 5 exons. The coding region runs from base 216 to 746 and encodes 176 amino acids. The record is from RefSeq and is a predicted model, not a curated record. Lineage: Eukaryota; Fungi; Ascomycota; Sordariomycetes; Xylariales; Xylariaceae.
GGGAUGACACCACCGAUCCUCCGAGCGUUGAUGGGGGGGAGGAGGAGGCUUUUGGGGUCCAGACCAACAACCACAUCUUUUCAACGUCAUUUGUUCCACCCUCACCAACGGCUCCCAAAGUUGUUUUGGUUGAGGUGCCUACAUCUUCAUCUUCAUCUUCACCUGACGAGCUUCUAGGCUUCUAAGCUAGCUCACUUUUGAAAUCAAAUCCCAACAUGGCCGACGGUUCCGUCCUCUUCUCCCUAGCGCCGUACCACAUACUAUCGUACGGCACCCUACUCGGGACGCAAGUGUUCCACACCUUUUUCAACUCCAUCGCCGCUUUUAGAGUCCUCGAGCGCCCUCAGUUCGCAGUCCUCCAACGGGCCGUCUUCCCCUCGUACUUCGGCAUCCAGGCUGCCGUGCCCGUCGUCCUCGCCCUGACGUACCCGAGCAACCGGAGCGCUGGAACGGCUUGGGGAUUCGGUGGCGUGUUCCACGCAUCGAACCGCUGGGGUGUGCUUCUGCCGCUCGGUUUGAUGACUCUGACGGGUGUCGUCAACCUCAUCUACUUCCUCCCCGAGACGAAUAAGAUCACCGCUCUCAGGCGCGCUCAAGAGAAGAAGGACGGCGGGCAGAACUCGAAAGAAAUGGCGGCGCUGAACAAGCAAUUCGGAAAACUGCACGGAAUCUCGUCGCUUUUCAAUCUCAUCACACUCAUCGCCACCGUUCUCUACGGCGUCAACCUAUCUUCUCGAUUUGAGUAGGAGAUGGGGGUGGAGAAGGGAGAGAUGAGCCAAGGGGCAAAAUGAGGGAGAGGGGAUUCAGCUGGUUACUCUAGAGAUGAUGUAUGAAUCCCGUGCACAUGAACCGGAUGAAACGCCAAAUACCGUCAAUCAAGCCAGAUCUGUUGCAAACCAGACGCGCGUUCUGUUUAACAUUGUUUCCAUUCUCGAACCUAUGGAACCGGGGCUUAACUGCGGUAGGGAUUGGCUUGGCUUAUUGAUCCAUUACCAUGUAACUGGAUAAUGAAACGGCAUAAUAAAACUCCUAGU